AUGGAAACUAAAGAUAAAUCUAUAUAAUUAAUCCUCUAAAAAUUAAAAGAAUAAAACUUACCGCCUUUAAUAUUAAGAAAGUAGAUAAAUCAUUAACUUCUAGAUUAAAAGCUUACUAAAGAAGCCUCAAUAUCAGGUACUUUACUAUCUUAAAACCUUGAAGAAAUACAAAAGUUGAAAGACUUUUCUAGAGAAAUAUCUAAAGAAGGCUUUUUAAAACCAAAAGAACACUUAAUAUUAUAAAAAUUUCAAAUAUAUAACCACUUGAGAAUAGGAGAUAAAUUCCCUGAAAUAAAAGACAAUUUUGUAGACUUGAACUCAGGUCAACUUACCCAUUUAGUUCACUAAUAAAAUUAAAUAUUAUUAAUAAUUUUAUGGUCUUCAUAGUAAAAAAGUUCAUAUUAAUAAGUCUAAAAGGCAUUUUCAAUAUCUAAUAAAUACAAAGAUUAACUAAAAAUAAUUGACUUAAAAUUAUAACUUCCUAUUCACGUUGGUAAUUUAGGAAAAAUACAUGAAAAAGUAGGUUUAAAAAAUGUUUAUUUGUAAAAUGAAAUUUCUUUGUCUUUAAAAUUAACACCUUAAAAUUAUUUAACUAUAGGAGUUGAUCUUUAAGAAGAUAUUUAAGAAUACCCUAAAAAUGUUUAUUAAGAAGUUAAAAAGAAUCUUUUUUAAAAGGAAAUUCAGUAAGAAUUUUUCGAUCUUAAUUUAGAUUACUAACCUUUGUUUUCUAUAAGUAUGGUUAGAUAUAAAGUAUUCGAUUAAUAAGGAAAUUAAAUAAAAAAAGUUUACUAAAAACCUGUUUUAAAGUACGCUGUUAGAAUUAAUGAUUAGGAAAAAUUCAAUAAUUUAUUGUUAAAAAAAAUAUUAGAAAAAUUACCUAAGAAUGAUCUUAUAGAAAUAGAAGAUACCAUAAUUGAUACUGUAGAUAUUAAGGAAGGAAACCAAUGUCAUGUUUGUUCUAAUAAACUUGAAAAACCUUAUUAUUUCAAUUACUUUUUGAAUAAUUAUGUUUGUUUGAAAUGUGGGGAUGAAAAAGAUAUUUCUAAAAAAAAUAUAGAAUAAUAUAAAGUGCCACAUAAUUUAAUAUUAAUAAAUACUUCAAAUACUGAAUAUUUAAAUAAUAUUGAUCAAGACAGAUUAGGUAAAGAUAUACAACCUGAAGUUGAAUAAAAAUUUAUUUUUCCAAGUCAUGCAAUGAUAAUUUGUAAUGCUUGUAAAAUACAUCCGAAAAUAAGAUAUAUUUGUUUAAAUUGUCUUCCAGGGCCUUUCGAUAAAAAUAAAGGAUAUGUUGAUUUAUGCUAAGAUUGUGCAAAAAAAUGCCAUUUAAAUAAAGAUAAAUAUACUUUAGAAAAAAUUAAUAUGUAAGGAGAAAAACAUAAUAGUGAGCAUUUGCUUUUAAAGGUACUUUAUUUCCAUGGAAAAUAUAAUUUAUAUUGAAUAUAAAAAGAUAAAUAAAUAAAUAUUUAAAUUCAUUUUUUUAAAAUAAAUUCAUCAAAUUUUAUUUAUAUUAGGUAAUUUAAUAUUUAUAUGUUUUAAAGAGUAUAUUUAU
This is a messenger RNA of Ichthyophthirius multifiliis, 1549 nucleotides long. RefSeq lists its product as hypothetical. The transcript is spliced from 4 exons. The record is from RefSeq and is a predicted model, not a curated record. NCBI's taxonomy places the organism in Eukaryota, Ciliophora, Oligohymenophorea, Hymenostomatida.